Molecule: messenger RNA, 1731 nt
Organism: Penicillium verhagenii
Lineage: Eukaryota; Fungi; Ascomycota; Eurotiomycetes; Eurotiales; Aspergillaceae
Product: carboxylesterase/lipase family protein
Exons: 1
Coding region: 1-1731 (576 amino acids)
Source: RefSeq, a predicted model, not a curated record
AUGGCAAUGAGAAUCCUCUUCCUCGGCCUGGCUGUCGCUGGUGCUGUGCAAGGCCGAGUGGCCGGCACCAAGACCAGCCUCGGAAGCCGAUCAAGCUCCGCCGUAUCCUCUGCCGAGUCGCCGACCGUGUACAUCGACACACUCUCAAGUACUAUCCAAGGCAACAGAUCGGAGUACAUCAACUCCGUCUACAACUUCAAGCGGGUUCCAUUCGCCUCGGCUCCAACGGGCGACUUGCGCUGGAAACACCCGGCGCACGUUUCUAGCUGGACCGGAAUUCGUGAUGCAACAUACUUCGGCCCGGAAUGCCCUCAGCCCGGCAUUGACAACUACAGUGAAGAUUGUCUUUUCCUUAAUAUCUGGACUCCUGAUACCGUCAACUUCACCAAUGUGAAGAACAAUACUGAAACCGGCAUUGGUUAUAUUCCGGCUAACUCAUCCGAGGCUAUGCCCGUGUAUGUCUUCUUCCACGGUGGACGGUUCGGUACUGGCUCUGCAAUCCAGCCCACUUUUGACGGCGCUGGACUUGCUGCCAAGGGUGUCGUUGUCGUGACUGUCAACUACCGUCUCGGCGCAUUGGGCUUCUUGUCGCACCCGGAGCUGAGCGCCACCUCUGGAAGUGGAAGCUCUGGUAACUACGGUCUGGUUGAUCAACAAGCCGCUUUGCAUUGGACAAAUGAGAACAUCGCCUCUUUCGGAGGUGAUUACAAACGAAUUACUAUCGGUGGACAGUCCACAGGCGCUGCCUCCGUGCUCGAUCAUCUCAACAGUGAGCUGGCCGACGAUCUAUUCGAGCAGGUCAUUGCCGAGAGUGGUGCCGUUUACCCUUCCAACCCCAUGAUUGGCAGCCUUGCCCAGAGCUACCGUCAAUUGGGCGAAGCAGAGAAGCAAGGUGUAUCCUACCUUUCCAGCCUCGGCCUCCAAAACAUCUCACAGGCCCGCAACGCUUCAGUUGAAUUGUUCCUGAACAGCGCCAACCUGAACGACGUCACCUUCCAGAACACCGUUUUUGCCAACAACUCGGCCUACAUCGAGCCUCCGCUCUUCCGACCCGUCCUGGACGGAUACGUUCUCCCUGCAACCUACGAGGAGAUGCUUAUCCGCGGAAACCACACCACCGCCCCCGUCCUCACUGGAGGUAACCUCGACGAAGCCGGCGCAACCCCCAGCCCCGGAUUUACCGUCGCAAGCUACAAGGCACAGAGCCAAUACGAGUUCGGCAGUGUCGGACUCGCAGAGGAAUACUUCAAGCUCUACCCUGCUGGCAGCACGAAUGAAAGCGCCGACGCUGCGAUCAACACAUUCUACCGGGAGCAGAACAAGGUCUCUCUUUGGCUUUGGGCAAGCGAGUACCUGGCUGGCUCUGCACGCAACACAUCUGGUAACGGGACCUACCAGACCUACAGCUACCAGUGGACACAUGCGCCCCCUGGACAGGACAAGGGUGCCUACCAUGGUAGUGAGCUGAACUACGCGCUUAACAACCUGUACGCUGUGGACUCGCCCUGGACGAGUGAGGAUUAUGAAAUUGCCGACAAGUUGUCCGACUACUGGGUCAACUUUAUCAGCACUGGAAAUCCCAAUGGGCAUGGUCUGCCUCACUGGCCUGAGGCUAGUGCUAAGAGUGCUGAGAUCAUGCAGGUUGGUGAUGCUUGGAAGUCGGUUAGCGUCGCCAGUGAAGAGAAGAUUGCCUUCCUGCGUCGCUGGUUUGCGAAGUGGCCUGUUUACUAG